UCAUUUGUCGUCUGUGUAUUUAUAAAUUUUAUUUAGUGUUUUGCUGAGAAAAAGAAUUUGGACUUUUCGAAUUUAACCAUGAAUUUUUUCAUUAAUUAGUUUCAUAUCUUUAAUGUUUGAUAUCUACCGGGUUUAUUUAUCCCGGAUCCUUAUUAAGAUGUAAGGGGUAAUGGUAUGUUAAGGUAUGAUGUAAAAUACAUUUGAGCUAAUUCAAAAGUCUGAAUUCAUGUUGCUGCGAAUACACCGUUUAAUAGUAUUGGAUUAUAUUACCGUUGAGCGAAUUGUUUAUUUGUAUGUUCAAUCGUAUAAGUUUUGUAGCAUUAAAUGUUUACGCGUUAUAGGUUAUUACUUGUUAAAUCUCAUUGUUAUCAGUUGCUAAUGGUAAUGGCAAUAAAUGGAAUACAAUAAUGUUUGUGUCUCACGAUAUGAAGUCUAAGAAGAAAUCCAAGCCCAACAUUCUACGAAGAAAGCCUGUGCUUAGCAAAUCGUUAAUAGUACACAAACCUGAAUCUCAAAAUGUGCAAUCUCUACUGGCACCAUCUUUUGUGCUUGACCCUAAAAGCAAUGCAGUAGAAGAACAGAAGUCUGAAAAUUGUGAUGACAGUGGUUGUUCCAUUGAGAAAUUAGUACCUAAAGUAGAAGUCAGUCAGUGCAAUACUCAAGAGGUGGUUGAAAAUAUUAGUGAACAUAACAGUUUAAUAUAUUUUAAUACUAUACAACAAAAUGAUAAUGAAUUUGGCCAAAAUCAAACUGUAAAUAUAGGAACACUACUUUUAGGUGAUGUGAUAAACCAGAAUGUUCCAGUAAUUGAAAGUGACCCUUUAUUGGAAAAUAAAGAUAAAGAAAAUCAGGCAAGGGGAACAUGGUGUUUUAUUGAGAAUCCUGAAACAAUAAUACUUAAACAAAUUGAUAACACAGAUGAAAGUUUGAUAGGAUAUGAUGCUGAAAAGCCUGGCAAUACAAUAGAACCAGCAUAUUUAGAAGAGCCAGCACAAUUAACUAAAAUAUCUUCCAUAUAUAAGUGUGACAUAUCAUAUUGUAAUGAAGAAUUCGUGACUAAACAAAAAUUAAAAAAACAUAUGAGUGUACAUCAAAAGGGUAAGGUUGGGAAGACACAGCGACAUACCACAUCAGAGUGUCCAGUCAAGAGGCUCCUUGAAAAUGACGUGGAGGUGCCGUGUGGAAGGGUAUAUCUCACCAAGGAGGAACUCAUGAAACACUUAAACGAUGAACAUACAAUUGAUGAGGCAUUUUACAGUUGCUCGGAAUGCGGACGUCGCUUCUUCUGGGCGUCUGGUCUGCGGGCACACAGUCGCGCGCACGCGGCGGUCGCGCGCGAGUCGCUGGCGUGCCCGUGGCCCGGCUGCGCGCGCGUGUUCCGUCAGCCGUGCCGCCUGCGCGAGCACGCGCGCGCGCACACCGGCGACCGGCCCUACCCCUGCCGCUACCCGAACUGCGGGUGGUCGUUCCGCACGGCGAGCAAGCUGCUGCGGCACACGCGGCGGCACACGGGCGAGCGGCAGCACGCGUGCGCGGCGUGCGGGCGCGCCUUCCUGCGCCGCGAGCACCUGCGCGACCACGUGCAGCGCCACGCCGCGCCCCGCGCCCGCCACGCCUGCCCCUCCAUAGAUUGCCAGCAGAGUUUCUCGAACAGGAGUUCACUAUACUUGCACAUGAAGAAAGUCCACAAAUCUGAGGACAAAGUCCCGCUGGUCGCAUCUACAGAAAACAAUGAAAAAAUUAGAUUUGUGGUAAGUUUAUUGGAACCAAGCGAGAGCAGCAGCAUUGAGCCCGCUGCUGUGGAGGUGAAGGGGGAGGCUGAGGUGCUGCAGGCGCAGGCGGGGGAGGUCGGGGCGGCGGAGGAGGAGGGCCACUCGGCGCGCACGCACUGCACGUGGCCGCUGGCGCGCGCGCCGCAGUACCAGCCCAGCGACGAGUACGUGCUGGAGGAAGACGUGCCGGUGGAGCAAUCAGAAGGGUCAGAGAGCAACAUAUAUACGGUGAGAAGUGAUCUGUUCCUUCAUGGAAAUGUGCUGCAUAAUGAAGAUAGCGAGCAGAUGGCUCAGUGUUCAGCCGUGUCGGAGGGCGAGGGCGAGGGCGACGGCGACGGCGAGGUGGGCGCGCCGAGAGCGGACGCGCUCGCACUCGACGCUGACAUGUUGCUUGACGCGCCGUCUGUGCAUUUUGACCAGGAGGGCCUGUACACGGAUGCUGUGGACGAGUCUUCCUUCCGUGUCUUCUUGCUGAGCGGCGAAGAACUCGUGUAGGACUCGACACUUGUGAGCGAUAUUUGGGAGGCUAUUCUGUAACGAUAUAUACAGGCUACUCGGUGGUAUUUCCCAUACCUCUAGGGUUAUAUUCCUUAAGGAAAAUAAUAAAAAAAUAUCUAAAGAACUUGUGUUUUAAAAUGAAUUGUAUUAGUUCUAAAAUGAUUAUGCAUGUAUAAUAAAAAAUAAAUAUUUUUAUCACUUCGACAGUGUGAGCUGAGUUGCGAACUCGCAUCUAUCGCUCUCUGUCUAUAUUAUCGUGUUAAACAAAGACAGAUAGAUAUUAAUUCGAAACUCGCACUUGCGUGUUACACUAAACAUCGUUACUAAAUAGCCCUCCCGAACACUACACUAGAUCGUCUAACUUAAGACUGAACUUUCAAUUGUUCGAUUAAAUUAAAUUAAAUUUGUUGAAAAAAUUAUAAUAAAAUGCAUAUGACAUUAAUUGUAAAGAACUGACAGUAUUUUAGUACAUUCUAUAUUCCUGACAUUAUUUUUAGUACUACAGCAAAAUUUAGCUAAAUCUAUUCAUGUAGAUGAUUGAUUUAUAUCAACAUGGACUUGGAAGGUAUGACUUCAUUGUUAUUUACGGACACUCAUUAUUUUCAUUUCUUGACUUUUUCCAUGUCGUAUUUGCAUUAGUCGACAAGUGAAAGAGUCAUAGACAAUGUGGUUACAAUAUACAUUAUGACUUAACAUAGACAAAAUAUAGACUCAAAGACAAAUACACAUGAAACACUACGAAGAAUCCGCUAUUUUACACGCGUUGACGUACUUUUCGACUAAAUAUCUUAUUCGAAUUAUAACUUAAUAUUUAUAUAAUGCCAUAAUUAAAAUGUGGCUAAAAACGAAGCUGCCAUAAACACGAACGAUGUAAUAGCGCUAUAUCUUUAUAGAAUGUAGGGCUCAUCGGUUUGAGUCACAAUUCCUUAAACGCACCUGUUUUCCCUAUCCCCUAAACCUACUAUAUGGGUAUUUUUGAGUAAUUUUUUACUCAAAAAUACCCAUAUUGUAGGUCGUAGUCGAGGCAUCUUCUAGGCAAGCGCGUAAAAUUGUGAGCUGCAUCAUUGUUUUUAAUUAUUCAAAUAAAAUGAAAACUGUUUUGUCAUAUCGAAACGAGGAGGUAAGGAUCACGCCGAUUGGUGUGGAAAUAGAAAAUCACCUAAAAUAGGAUAGUUGACACUUUUUUAAAUGGUCUUAAAUUGUUCAUUAUCGUUCUACUAGAUUGAAAAAAAAAUAUCAUAUUUUUUCAGACGUGGUUACAUGAUAAUUUUAAUUUUUUUUUUGGCAUUACGAGCCAGCCUGUCGGCCAUGAUGGUCUAUAUUUCAACUGUUUCAUGACGUCACGUUAAAAAAUCCUUUACAAACGGAACUCACUCGACUUUAGUCACUGCAUUACUAAACUCAGUCGAAGCAGUGACAAAAUCAUAUCACGCACUUUUUAUAUGACAGAACACGAUCACACUGUUCAGUUUUGUUAUUUAUAACAUACUACUAGUUAAGUUACGUAAAUUUGGAGGGAAGUUCAGUUUUAAGUUAGACAAUACUUUGAACUAUCUAGUUUAUUUUGUUAUACGUUUAUAUCACUGCGAGUGAUACUUGUAAUUGGACAACUAUAUUUUAAUGAUAAAUUUGCCUUGUAUAGUAUACGCCAAACUUCUCGUCAUUUCUGACAUUCUAAAACGUGGAACUGCAAAACUAUUAUGGUCUAAGAUCCGGCAAUAGAAAUAUAUACUCUCAUCUGUUAUUCAUUAACUAUAACUGAUUAGGGUAUAUAAAUAACAUUACUGUUACUGUUUAUAUCUGGCUAUCUAAUGAGGGAAGGAGAUUAUAUUAAAAAAAACAUAUGCAUAUAACUAGGCAACCUAUGUGCAAUGUGUCAAUGUAAAUACAUACAUACAUUAUCAACCCAUAUUCGGCUCACUGCUGAGUUCGAGUCUCCUCUCAGAAUGAGAGGGCAAUAGUCCACCACGCUGGCCCAAUGCGGAUUGGCAGACUUCACAGACGCAGAGAAUUAAGAAAAUUCUCAGGUAUCAGGUUUCCUCACGAUGUUCUUCCUUCACCGUUAGAGACACUUGAUAUUUGGCUGGUGGGAGGCUUCGGCCGUGGCUAGUUACCACCCUACCGGCAAAGACGUACCGCCAAGCGAUUUAGCGUUCCGGUACGAUGCCGUGUAGAAACCGAAAGGGGUGUGGAUUUUCAUCCUCCUCCCAACAAAUUAGCCCGCUUCCAUCUUAGACUGCAUCAUCACUUACCAUCAGGUGAGAUUGUAGUCAAGGGCUAACUUGUAAAGAAUAAAAAAAAAAAUAUUAAAUUUCUUAAAAUGCACACAACUGAAAAGUUGGAGGUGCAUGCCCCUGACCGGAUGCGAACCCUCGCCUUUCGGUUUUGGAGGCAAAGGUUCAUAUCCACAUGGCUAUCACGGCACCAAUGUGAAUAUUUUCUACAAUUUAUUUACUAUCCCAAGUAAAUAACAGAUGAGAGUAUAUAUUUCUUAUGCCGGAUCUUGUACUAUUAUAACUAUGUGAACCAUACACCUCGUGUUCAGAGCGAACUGAAGUUUGGCUGCUAUACCUACAUCUUACACUUUAUUUAAAAGCUCUCGAAUGUAGACAGUGUUCACAAGAUCUAAAUUCUAUGUUUUACAAGUUAUGUAAGAUGAGUUUAGUAAUGUAUGAAGCACAAUUUGUAGCGCUAUUCUGUAAUGUUUUUUUCUAUAUUUCGACAGUGUCUCAGUCAUUGUCUAACACAAUAGGCUAGUAGACACUUUUUUUUUUGCGAAGAACUAAUUUAUGGGUGUUACUACAUAACACUCUAUCUAAAGAUAUAGUGUGAUGUCAUGGCACGACAGAGGUAGAGAUAGUAAUCCGUAACUCACACUAUCGAGUUAUAAAACGAUCUUUACAGAAUAGCGCUACAGUAGUACUAUUCUGUAACGAUGUGUCUACAACUGAACAGAGUGAGUCUCGAACUAUUUAGGAACGAUGUUUUGUAUGACUCGCAAGUGCGAGUUUCAAAUUCACCUCAAUGUCUCUGUGUACACAAUACUAUAGACAGAGAGCGGUAGACACAAGUUCGAAGCUCACACUGUCGAAGUGAUAAAGACAUCUACAGAAUAGCGCUACUGAUCUCUUAUGUGCGCAGACAUUAUGUGUGCUACUCGUAUAAAGUUACAUAGAUUAAAGCAACGUAGAACGCAGAAUACACAUCACCUUUCUUUCACCUAAAGUCUACAAAAACUGUGCGGUUACAUUUUGUAUCAUAUUGAAAAAUAAUUCCAAAACACAAUAAGUAAAUGUCGUGAAUCUUUUAUAGUAAAACUAAGAAAAGAUUUGAUCAGUUUCAUGUUGUGCAGUUAUUAAAUUGAUACUGAUUCAACGGGAGUGAAACCUUAAUUAGUUUUUAUUGAUGUGGUUUUACAGUAGCGUUGGUAACCCUGAAGAAGCUGUGUUUAACGAUCUCUGGUCUUCCGCUAAAAUCUCUUAAUUUACUAUAUUAAAAAACACUGAAAAUAGAAAUAUUAAUAGCUUAUCCUCGUGUUUGGUUUAGUUUUGUUUGUAUACUUUUUGAAGAGUAUAGGAUCGUAAAGGUACUUAUAAGUAGUUUUUGGUUCGGAAGGUCAAAUCGCUAGAUUAGCUAUCACACUAUUAUCGAAGUUUGUUUUCACUAAACAAAGCCCAAAUCCAAACUAUUGUAAACGAAAUGCGAAAAAGCAGCGAAAUGGUUUUCGAGUGCGCGUAUUGCUCGUAAUUUUAGUUUGUGAUAGAUUACUUAAUUAUUAUUAACGGUAUUCAAUGGCGCGUCUGAUUAACAAAAUUAUUAAAUAGAAUAAAAUUAGGUGAAUUAUGUGCGAAAUUAUAUAGUUAAUAUGAAUUAAAAAGUACAAAAGUCUGUGCAUAUAUAGGAAAAUAAUGAAUGAUGUGGUGCAAUAAAAUAUUUAACUUAGCAAGUAUAAGAUUACUUUUGUAAUUUUAAUAAUUGAUAAGAUGACUGUUUAAGUUUUGCAACAUACGAAAUUUCCAAAACAGUAGCACUAUUCUCUAACGAUAGUUCUAUAACUCGACAGUGUGAUCUUCUAAUAGAUCUCAUAUCUUUUUAUACGACUACGGCGAAGUCAAAAGGAAGGGUAAUUUUGGCACUCUAUGUAUGUAUCUAUGCAUGUUCCACCGUAGCGCCUAAACUAUUAAAACUAUUUUAAUGAAUGAGGUGUCAAAAGAUUCGUAAUAAUAGCCCGAAACACCUGGUACUCAUAUACCACGUCCACGUCUCUACCUUAGCCACUUUUGUACCUAACAUUUUUCGAUUUAUAUCUGAAUUAUUUUCUUGUUUCGUCCUUUUUAGACUCUUUUUAAUGUAAAUUAUAAUUUCGGUUUAGAGGGAGACAGAUAUGAAUUCAAAACUCACAACUCACACUGUCGGGUUAUAAAAAUAUCAUUACAGAAUAGUGCUACGGGAGUCAUAAAGCUUAGCCAGUCGCGGAUUAAGCUAACUUGAUCUCUAAGAUAUUAAGCUCUUAAGCAAUCUCCCCCUGUGGGCCACAUAUCCCUAAACUAUAAAAAAAUAAUAAAAAAAAAUUUAUUAAGUACCUUAGGAUAAGUACCUAUCUAAAUCGACCUCAAUUGAAAACGCGCGGAUUGUGAAAUUGCUUGAACUUUCGCGUGCUCUAUUUUUAUCUGACGUAUGUAUUCGUGUAAUAUCUGGUACCUCCCUAGACGGGCUAAUUCAGGACUGAGCUUACUAUCACACUAACUAGUUACUACAUCGACAUCACAAAAAUACACUGGUGGUUAAUAGAUACUAAUAUGUGUGAUAUUAAAUCAUUUAGAUCACAUUUUGCUGCAUAAUUCAACCGUGUCAAUGCCAGAAUCAUGCGAUAUAGCGGUCGUCCAUCGCAAAUAGCAGUCUAAUUCACUAUCUUUGACGUAUGCUAGUUGACAUUCUACGAAAUUGAGAUUCUAUGUAACACAUGUCAUUCGGUGCCUACUGGUGGAUAAUACAGUAGGUAGGAUAGACAUUUCUCAAUUGAUUUAAAGUUUAUUUUAAUAGGUUGAUAAUAAAGACCAAAAUAGUGAAUAGGCUAGCAGGUCGUUUUGAUAUGAAGAUGUUCCGAGAUGUCUGUUAACGAAUACUAGCGACAACACACCAUUUUAUUGCUGCGAAGUAUGAUGAAGAUUGUAGUAUGUGUGUUUUCUCCCAUAAAGUUCCCGUUUUUUAACAAUAUUUAAAGCAACUAUUUAUAUUUUAUUUUACAGUAAUGUACUCAAUUAUAAUAACUUACACUUUACAGUUUACUAUUGAUUUUAAAAUAUAUAUUAAGGAAUUUUUAUAAUGUUGUUACAAUACAUCACAAUACAAUACUUUUACGAGUAUUUUAAUAUCUUAAUUAAAAGGAAAUAUCCGAGAAAUAAUCCCUUAUUAAAAAGCUCUGUUGGAGGAAGAGACGUUAUAAUUUAUUUAUUGACAUCUUAUUUAUACGAACUUAAACAAUAGUAAGUAUACAAUUGAAUUAUAUGUUUGCUUCUUACCAUGACAUCACGAGAGUUUACCAAAAUUUUGAACUAGCUAGUAAAAUAUAUAUAUAUAUAUGUAGCUCUGUGAUAUAGUACAGUUUGGCAAAUAUAUUAUUCUGGAAUAUUACAAAACCACUGUACUAUAAAGAAAGUUGAAAAUUCGAAUAUUUUUGUAUUGAAAUGAUUUAUUUAUUUGAUUAUUAAAAAUUGCACUUGUUGCUUGAAGAUGCCAAGAAAUUAAUAUGAUCUCUACAUGCCUUCUAAAUUAUUGAUUACGUAUUGUUAUAACAUGUACCUAGUGUAGUGUCUUGAUGUAUGUGAUAAUGAUUUUGGUAAUUAUAAUGUACAAUACUGUUAUGGUUAAUUUUAAUUAAUUUUACGUGUAGAUAAUAAGCGACUGAGGGUUGUUAUUGAUCGAGGAAGUGACACUACUACAUUAUUCAGUAUACUUAUUGAACUAUAAGUCUUUUAUUCCCCAAAGACUGUUUUUUUUUGCCUUUGAGAGUAGUAGUAACUUGUUUAUUUCAGUGAAACGUUUGAUGGAAUAAACGAGGAUCUCUAUUGCAUUGUAUUAUGAAAUAUAUCAUAGAUUUUAUAACUAUAAUUGAAAUAAUAAUGUCAUGUCCGGGGUCUUAGCCAAGUGGCACACCGAUUCUCUUUCUACAAUCGCUAACGCUUCAAAAGUAACAAAAUGUAUGGGAAUAACAGAUCCGAUCGACAACUUGAUCAAGUGACCUGAUGAUAGUGAAUGUCAUUCCCAUACAUUUUUUUUAAUUUUUGAAGCGUUAGCGAUUGUAGAAAGAGAAUCGGCGUGCCAUAGGGCUACAGGCCCAGGUUUCACUCGAUAUAUUGAUUAAUUGUCCAGCCUAAGUUAGGGGUAAUGUUCGGGUAAGCUGAAAAGUGUUAAAAAUAUUUAUUUGGAAAUAUUAAAAGUUAUCAGAGGUCGCGAAACUAGUUUGUUUUUUGUUAAUAAAACAGUUUUUAUGAUUCUUAUAUGGACCUUAGAUACGUACCUAAAGAUGAAGACAUAAUUUUGCCUACAUAUUGCUCGCCUUCAUCCCGUUGCAACGAAAGAGGGUACGAUAUACAGGCUGUCCCGUAAAUAGUACGACUUACUCUACAGUAUGAUAGCUGACAUCAAAGCCUACUAAAAUAACGCAAUAUAUGUUAGCCGAAAUUUCACGGUGUGGAUUUUGUACAAUAAUCAAUAUAACUUAAAAACCGUAAAAUUUCGGCUAACAUUUAUUGCGUUAUUUUAGUAGGCUUUGAUGUCAGCUAUCACGUGAUAUUUACGGGACACACUAUAUGUACCUAUAUGCCAUUUCUUAUCUACCGAUGCAGAUGUUGAUUUCGGUUAUAAUAAUUGCAAAGCAUAAAUAACUUUUCAAACUCGUUCUCUGAUACUUACGUCACCCCUAAUUUUGGAAAAUGGUUUAGCUAAGUAAUGCCUGUUAGGUUAAGUUUUGUGUCUAUAGGUUAGGUUAUAAUUAUUAUAGUGUACAUAUAAAAAAUAUAUAUUUUGUAUAUUUUAACAUAAUAAUAUGGUGAGAUGCUUAUUUUUUGAGACUGUUGUCCAUAAGUGACCUUUUGUUAAAAAAAUGUAAUUUUUUAAAAAAUUGUUUUUUAUAUAGCUCCUUAUUUGCGGUAAUCAGUUGGUAGGUAGUUGUAUUAAAGUAAAGUAUUGAGAAAACUAGACGAAGGUUGUGUAACUACUGCCUAAUAAUAAAUAAUUUAUUAAAUUAACAUAAUUGCUCACUAAGGGCUUGGUCCGCAUGAAUCGGCUAAGGAAUUCUUAAAUAAUAACGUACGUUUUAUUGUAAUCGACGGAUUAGUUUAUCGUUCUGCUGAUAGUCUAAGACCCGGUAUUAUAAAUAUAUACCCUCAUCUGUUUUUUAUUAGUGAUAAGAAAUAAAUGAUAGAAUUUAAAUACUAAAGUUGCCUAGUUAAAUUGCGGUCAGACACAUUUUUCAUACAAAAUCUAGGAAACCAUGAAUUAGACCAAAAGCAACCUAAUAUAGUUAAAUUAAGCAUAAAAGAAAUUUUCAUUUGACAUAUUAGAUGACUAAAUAACUGUAAAAUAACAUUACAGGACUGUUUAUAACUGUAACCCCACAGUUGCAGUGUGAAAUCAAGCCACCUUUAUUUUUUCAAUUCUCUUGGAAAUGUGAUAAAACUUCUGUAUGAUUUUUCAAAUUCAUAAGUUCUCAAUGAAUGAGAUUAAAUAAGUUGAAAAAAAAAAUAUAUAUAAUCAUUUAAUUUAUCUAGGCAACCUAUGAAUAUUUUCUAUCAUUUUUUUCUCAUUCCAAAUAAAUGACAGAUGAGGGUAUAUAUUUCUUAUGCCGGAUCUCACACUAUAAUAUUUUAGCUGAUCAACGCGCCUUAACUCCUAUAACAAGUAUAAAAAACUUUAAGUUGUUCUUUAUUAUUUGUUAUAAAAAAAUCCAAAACAAUACCAUAAGGGUGCACAUUGAACUUUCUGAACUGGUAGUGAAGUAUAGUUACGACUUUUCAAAACAGCUUAUAAAUUGAGUAAGUCACUUAUUUAUAAACAGUUUUGAUAAUUCAUGGUUUUUGUACUGACUCGCGCAUAAAAGGAAUAAGGGUUCCGUUUUUGUACCAUGUACGUUCGGAACCCUAAAUAUUAAUAUCAUUUAUAAAUCUGCCAACAUAGGUUAGAAACAACGAGUCUCUCUUUAAGAUCGAGUUAUCUAUUUAAGGUCGGAUUAUAUCUUAUAGACUGAAUUAGUUUCAUUCUAUACAGCACGUUCGUGGGUAAUACCCCUUCUGUUUAAUAAAAACGUACGGCAAGUAGGGAGCUCGUAAUGAGAAAUUCUAAAUUAUAUUUAUAUAAAUGAACUUUAUUUUGUUGCUAUUUUUUGUUUAAGUAUUUUGGAUAAGUUAUACCUACUCGUAUAAUUGCAUCGCACAGUGAAGUCGCGCUAAGUCAAUCUUAAAUUAGUCACAUAUCAUUAUUUAGUUAUGUUAUUUUAAUGAUUAUAUUGCAAUCGAUUGCUUUGUGUUUAUGCAGAUUUUGCUAUAUUAUAGGAAUAAAUGUUUUUCGAUAA
This is a messenger RNA of Bicyclus anynana (squinting bush brown), 10842 nucleotides long. Its product is annotated as zinc finger protein 76. The record is from RefSeq and is a predicted model, not a curated record. Gene Ontology annotation, cellular component: nucleus. The coding region runs from base 408 to 2267 and encodes 619 amino acids. The transcript is spliced from 12 exons. Gene Ontology annotation, biological process: regulation of transcription by RNA polymerase II. Lineage: Eukaryota; Metazoa; Arthropoda; Insecta; Lepidoptera; Nymphalidae.